AUGGUUCUACGUUUUCAUUUGGUCGUCUUCUUCUUGCUCGCUAACCAUUCUACUUCUGAAGAGUGCCCACGUGUCUUUGAAUGUGGGGAUCUGGGCAACCUCUCGUUCCCUUUAACUACUCAACGACGCAAAAACUGUGGAAUGUUGCCGAUUCAUGGCUGUGAAGACCCCAACGCUCAAAAAAUAGUGUAUUUUGGAAAGAAGGAGUUUCAAGUGACACAAAUGGGGCCUUUCAAGAAUAUUAUCGUUAGAGACGCAAGAUUGCAGCAGAGUUUGGUAAAUGAUAGAUGUGAUGCCUUGUGCUGCAAUAUUACUCUUCCUCCCAGCUCACCCUUGGGUUCUUUUGAUAUCUUUCCAUACGCAAAAACCUUUUACAAAUGUAAUAUUAGUCUCAGAGUUAGCCCUCCAAAGCAGGUGUUGAACUAUACAGGAUGUCGUAAGAGUAAUAACGAGACCAUCUUCUUCCGAACGCAAGAUCAAGUUGAUCCUCCAUCUUCUAUAGCAACAUGUCCAAGGGUUCUGCUUCCAGUAAAUAUGCUAGCUUUCUCUCCUGAUCCUUUUACAUUCAUAGCUUCUGAAUUCCCCGUUAACAUUCGACUUUCCGAUGACUGUGAUCGAUGUUCUAAGCACAACAAAGGCAUAUGCCUUCUUGACGGUAAAGGAGCAUUUUAUUGCUCCAAAUUCAAAGAGGAUCAAAAUAAAAUACGGGCUUGGAAGCUGGGAUUGAUAAUCGGCUUUGGAGUGGGGCUAGGAAUUCUGAUAUUAGCGUCGCUGCUCUGCUUCGGACACUACAAAAAGAAGCAGAAUGCUGUGUCCCACGUCAGACUCCGGUCAACAAAUCAGUACCCAAAUGAUGCAGACCCAGACAGUGGCAGACUCUUCUUUGGAGUGCCAAUCUUCUCCUACAUGGAGCUUCAAGGCGCAACGAACAACUUCAACCCCUCCAACAAACUUGGAGACGGAGGCUUCAGCUCUGUUUACCAUGGUAAGCUUCCAGAUGGGCGUGAAGUUGCAGUGAAACACCUAUUCAGCCACAACUACAAGCGAGUAGAACAGUUCAUGACUGAAGUUGGGAUCCUCACUCACCUGCGUCACAGAAACCUUGUCUUUCUCUAUGGCUGCACUUCACGCCAGAGCCGUGAGCUCCUCCUUGUCUAUGAAUACAUCUCAAACGGAACCCUUGCUAGUCACCUUCAUGGCAGCUCUGCAAAUCCUACAUUGUUGACAUGGCCUAUUCGAACCAAAAUCGCUAUAGAAACUGCUAGUGCUUUGUCUUAUCUUCAUGCCUCUGGCAUUAUCCACCGUGACGUCAAAACCAACAAUAUUCUCCUUGACAAGAACUUUUGUGUUAAGGUUGCUGAUUUUGGACUUUCUAGGUUAUUCCCAGAUGAUGUUUCACAUGUUUCUACGGCUCCACAAGGAACACCAGGCUAUCUUGACCCAGAAUAUCAUUAUUGCUUUAGGUUGACUGAUAAAAGUGAUGUGUAUAGUUUUGGAGUUGUGCUUAUGGAGCUAAUAUCUUCAAUGCCAGCGGUUGAUAUGGGAAGGAAGAAAGAUGAGAUUACAUUGGCAGGUCUUGCAGUUAGGAAGAUUCAAAGGAAUGAAUUUGAUGAUCUGGUGGAUCCAUGUUUGGGGCUUGAGAAGGAUAGUGAGGUGAAGAAGAAGGUAGUUGCAGUGGGAGAAUUGGCAUUUCAGUGUUUGCAGAUAGAUAAGGAAAUGAGGCCUUCCAUUGAUGAGGUUUUAGAGGUUUUGAGGAAAAUCGAAGGUGGGAAAGAAGAAGAAGAGGAUACAGGAAAAGACGGAGAUGGUGAUGAAGUUUCAAAGAAUAAAGCAGAUAUACAAACACGAGCGAUGACUUCAAUAAGCUUUGAUCAAGACAAUAUGAUCCAGAAAUGAGGAAAUAGAAAAGUUGAUCAUGCAAAAUUGUUUAGCGUUUAAUCUCUAAGAAGUUAUGGGCACGUGAUUGUUUCUUUUUUAAUAUAACUAUGUGGGGUUAAUUUUUUACUAAUUGAAUGAAUUUUUGUUGGCAGUUGCUGAGUACUCAUUAUAUAUUAUAUGUGAAGACGUUGCAAUGAGUUCACCCCUCC
Molecule: messenger RNA, 2087 nt
Organism: Neltuma alba
Lineage: Eukaryota; Viridiplantae; Streptophyta; Magnoliopsida; Fabales; Fabaceae
Product: LEAF RUST 10 DISEASE-RESISTANCE LOCUS RECEPTOR-LIKE PROTEIN KINASE-like 1.1
Exons: 4
Coding region: 1-1896 (631 amino acids)
Biological process (GO): protein phosphorylation
Molecular function (GO): protein kinase activity; ATP binding
Source: RefSeq, a predicted model, not a curated record